AUGGUUGUUGUGCCAACGAGUAUAAUAGAAAUGAGACAAAAGUUAUCACGGUCACCUUUGAGUGUCCGCAAUGAAUCAAUGAAUUCCACAGUGCAGUCAUCGCCAGCGGACAGGCGCGAAGCCUCAUCAACGAUGAGAAUAAUUGGCUUUGUUUUCGGUCUGUAG
Molecule: messenger RNA, 165 nt
Organism: Funneliformis mosseae
Lineage: Eukaryota; Fungi; Glomeromycota; Glomeromycetes; Glomerales; Glomeraceae
Source: the annotation of a GenBank genome assembly